Ectocarpus siliculosus is the source of this 1439-nucleotide messenger RNA. Lineage: Eukaryota; Phaeophyceae; Ectocarpales; Ectocarpaceae. The record is from the annotation of a GenBank genome assembly.
AUGUUCGAGCUCCAACAGUCCCCGACCCGAUUGGACGAGGCAACAAACUCGGUCGUGGCCGGCACUGACCGCGUCAGGCUUUUCAAAGGCGCGGAGCAGGCCCUUCUGGAGUUGAGCACACAGGAUAGGUUCUCCGACACCCGGGUCGCGGUGGCGUCAUCGACGUCCCGGAAGAAGUCGGCCAUGGCAUGCCUUCGGCUGUUUCAGGUAUCCCCUGGGGUCACGGCCAACGACGUGCUCUCGUACCGAGAGAUCUACCCGGACAACAAGGGGACGCACUUCAAGAGCCUACGAAAGGCGUCCGGGAUCGCCUACGAGGACAUGCUGUUCUUCGACGAUUGCAACUGGGGUGACAACUGCAGGGACGUUGAGUGGGCGUGCCCCGGAGUGGUGACGACCAAGACGCCGAACGGCUUGACGCCGGAGAAGUGGGCAGAGGGACUCGCCAAGUUUGCCGAAACGAAGCGAUAGAGGCGCGCCUUGAGCAGAAGCAACGGAGGGGACGGGUUCUCCGUUCCCCGCCCCGUGAUGACCUCGUUGUCCACGUUUUGGUAGCGUUCAUCUCGAUCGCACCUUCGCUCCAUCGUUGUCAUCUCCACCACUCAUUGUCUCGUCUCGUCCAAGACGAUCGCCCGCUUGGGAUGAGUACUUUUACGGUAGAUCGUGUGACUAGACAAACGCAGUGAUGCCGCGGGUUCGAAGACAAUGGUGGACAUCUAUUGUGUAUGUGGGGCAUCAUCUCACCCCAAAUUUUGAAGUAUGUUGAUGGAAGGGCUGAAAGACGCCUACAGUGGGUGGAGGAGAGCGGGGGUUGCGCGAAAUGCCGGGCACACGCUGUUGACACGAGCGGCAGGAAGUAUCAGUUGAAAGUUAGUUACCCUUCCCUAACACCUCUGCAAAUGCUUGAUGUGCACUGCAAUUUUGACAGCAUUGAAUAUUGCCGAACACCAGUUAUGGCUUUUCCAGAUUUCUUGAAGAUUGCGACCUCGGUGAGUCUAGUUUACAACUGGUUGUGGCCGUGUCCUGCGUAUCUGCAAGGAUGCCACAUUCCACUCGUGUAUCGCGCUAAUAUUUUCUGAUUUAUAUUUUCUCAAGUGUUGCCACGACGAAAAGUCGUUGAUAGUGAGAGGUUAAAUUAGCGGAAGCACGUGCUUGUCGCAACAACUGCUUGAUGAUGUUUUAUGUGCUCUUCGCACUCAGGAGUACAACGCACAAACCACGUUUCGAUAUCACGCCAGUGUACGGUACUCGCCUGCCCCCCAGUAUGUGGUUGCAAAUGGCGAGGUGAGACUGGCCGGCGCGAAUUGGGCAUGUGAUAUACCGGCGAGUAGCGGCGUAAUGGAUACCGUGUCCUGGUCUUGCCCUGGAAUGGGGCCUGAAGGAAUCCUCGGUGUCUCGAUACGAGUCUUCCACGAUUUGCUAAAUAGUUCGGUGCGGGG